GUGGUGACUAUGAGAGUAACCAAAUAGUUGGUUUGUAGGGUUUAGUGACCCAACACCACCAAAACAAUCAAUCACACACACAAUUAAACUUUUAGAUGACAAUGCCUUCUGGCAGACGCACCAAUUACACCUUGUUGACUCAGAUUCCCGACGACGAUCCACCGUCCAUGUUCUCCGCCGCAACCGCCAUCGCCACCGCUGGCUAUGACGGAUCUCACCACUCUCACUCCGGCGAGAAGAAGCGUAACAACGACAGAUCUGGAUUCGAUUGGGACCUCAUGACCUUCUCAGAUAACAGGAUGCAGCAGAACCGCCAAUCGCCGUUUCCGCCGUCAAUCAGCGGUUUGCAGCGGCAGUCGAGCGGUAGUAGCUACGGCGAGAGCUCGAUUUCCGGCGAUUACUUUGUUCCGUCUCUGUCGGCGACGGUUAACGGUGUUGGCGGUGAUUCCGAGGGUUUUGCGACGGUGAUGGACGGCGGAGGCGGCGGUGGUGGUGAGGUGCUGCGGUUGAAGUCGUCGGAGGCUGCUGGUGGAGGAGGUGGAUCUUAUUCGUCGAAAAGUUGGGCGCAGCAGACGGAGGAAAGUUAUCAGUUGCAGUUGGCUUUGGCGUUGCGGCUUUCGUCGGAAGCUAUGUGUGCUGAUGAUCCGAAUUUGUUAGAUACUGUGACGGAUGAGACCGCAGGGUCCAGAUCGUCGUCUGGCUCUUCUGUUACAUCUGCUGAAGCCUUAUCACAUAGGUUUUGGGCAAAUGGAUGUUUGUCAUACUUUGACAAAGUUCCUGAUGGAUUUUACUUGAUAUAUGGGAUGGAUCCUUACGUAUGGACAAUGUGUUGUGACCUACAAGAGAGUGGACGGAUUCCAUCACUUGAGUCGCUGAAAGCCAUCGACACCCGUAGUGAGUUUUUAAUUGAAGUGAUUUUGAUCGAUAGGCGUAGCGAUCCAAGCCUGAGGGAGCUACAAAACCGGAUACAUAGUAUUUCCUGUAAUAGCAUAACACCUUUAGAGGUUGUUGACCAACUUGCAAAGCUUGUCUGCCAUCGGAUGGGGGGCACAGCAUUAACCGGAGAAGAUGAGUUGGUUUCAAUGUGGAAAGAGUGCAAUGAGGAUCUUAAAGAUUGUCUAGGAUCUGUUGUACUUCCAUUGGGUAACCUCUCUGUUGGCCUUUGCAGACAUCGGGCUUUUCUAUUUAAGAUUUUAGCUGACACAAUUGAUCUACCAUGCCGAAUAGCCAAGGGUUGCAAAUAUUGUAAAAGAGAUGACGCUUCAUCUUGCCUUGUUCGUAUUAGUGAAGACAAGGAACUUCUUGUUGAUUUAAUUGGCAACCCAGGAAGCCUCUGUGAGCCCGAUUCUUUACUGAAUGGUCCAUCUACGAUCUCAAUUUCUUCCCCGUUGCGCUUUCCACGUUUUAGACAAGUUGAACCCAUGGUUGAUUUCAGGUCACUGGCUAAACAGUACUUUGCUGAUAGCGACUCUCUUAAUCUUGUAUUUGAAGGUCCAUCUAGUGGUGAUGGAGAUACUGGGGAUGCCAUUUACUCUAAUAAGCACUCUGAUAAAAAUAUUGUUGCACGUAGUCCGAGCAACAGCAACGAAGGUUCACGUCUACCUCCUUCUAAAGCUGUGCGUCCCAAAGGGCAUGAUAGAAAUCUACAGCUUCCCAAGGCAUAUGCACCGAAUAUGAUAGGCACAACAAAGAUGGUUAAAGACACACAAUCACAUGUCUUAUCUAAUACCAGAAUGGAGGUGGCUGGUUAUCAAAGGUUUGAUGGGGGUCAACCACAUAAGGCGAGUGAAGAUUUUAACCUUGAUUUUGAAGAUUUGGACAUUCCUUGGAGUGAUCUCGAAUUAAAAGAGAAAAUUGGAGCAGGUUCUUUUGGUGUUGUUCACCGUGCGGAUUGGAAUGGCUCUGAUGUUGCCGUGAAAAUUCUUUUAGAACAAGAUUUUCAUCCAGAGAGGUUGAAUGAAUUCCUUCAGGAGGUUGCAAUAAUGAGACGUCUACGGCAUCCAAAUAUUGUUCUUUUUAUGGGUGCUGUCACUCAGCCCCCGAACCUGUCUAUAGUCACCGAAUAUUUGUCAAGAGGUAGCUUGUAUAGGCUGUUGCACAAACCUGGUGCGAAAGAGACCUUGGAUGAGCGACGACGACUCAGUAUGGCUUAUGAUGUGGCAAAAGGAAUGAAUUACCUGCACCGACGCAAUCCUCCUAUUGUUCACAGGGAUUUGAAAUCUCCCAAUCUUUUAGUAGACAGGAAAUACACUGUCAAGGUCUGUGAUUUCGGUCUUUCAAGGCUAAAAGCUAAUACGUUUCUUUCAUCCAAGACUGCAGCAGGAACACCUGAGUGGAUGGCACCAGAAGUUCUUCGUGACGAACCUUCAAACGAGAAAUCCGAUGUGUACAGCUUUGGGGUGAUUUUGUGGGAACUUGCCACUUUGCAGCAACCUUGGGGUAAUCUAAAUCCCGCACAGGUUGUAGCAGCUGUAGGGUUUAAAUGUAAAAGGCUGGAGAUUCCUCCUGAUGUAAACCCUCAAAUAGCAGCAUUGAUUGAAGCCUGCUGGGCAAAUGAGCCAUGGAAGCGGCCUUCCUUCUCAGCCAUCAUGGAAACGUUGAGACCAUUGACCAAACCUCCUACUCCACAUACAAGUCAAACAGAUGUUUCUUUACUCGUAUGAUGUGAAAAGCGCAUCCAAUGCUCACAAGUCAUAUAUGGGCAAACCAUUGACAAGGCUGAUUGUACAUAUGUUUCGGUUUGCCUGAUAGAUGCCAAAUUUUCUUUUAAUUGGUCAGGAGAAGAAAUCCUAAUUAGUUUGGUCAAAAAAAGUACAAGCUGCUCGCUAGCUGUUUGGUCAUAAUUUUGUAUUGUUUGUUGUAAUCACUGCUUACAGGAAAUACUCUCAAGGAUUUUAUAUAAAUGUAUAUCAAACCCAUUACUUUUGUGAUCUAGUCAAAAUGUUUACAAAUGUAUUUCAAUAUUUACGUAAAAUUGUUAAAUUAUACUGA
Molecule: messenger RNA, 2991 nt
Organism: Helianthus annuus (common sunflower)
Lineage: Eukaryota; Viridiplantae; Streptophyta; Magnoliopsida; Asterales; Asteraceae
Product: serine/threonine-protein kinase CTR1
Exons: 16
Coding region: 96-2663 (855 amino acids)
Biological process (GO): protein phosphorylation
Molecular function (GO): ATP binding; protein kinase activity
Source: RefSeq, a predicted model, not a curated record